Molecule: messenger RNA, 3691 nt
Organism: Sardina pilchardus (European sardine)
Lineage: Eukaryota; Metazoa; Chordata; Actinopteri; Clupeiformes; Clupeidae
Gene: gimapl
Product: GTPase IMAP family member 8
Exons: 3
Coding region: 106-942 (278 amino acids)
Molecular function (GO): GTP binding
Source: RefSeq, a predicted model, not a curated record
CCGGACUGUGUCAAGCAAGAUUAUGAAUGAGUCUGUGACGCAGCCGCUUUCCCGACAAAGCAGGAAAUCCUUAACUUGAAGCUGUACGAUAACUGAAUCAGGAGGAUGGAUCCUAUUGAAAACGUCUCAACAGGUGAUGGUGUUCCAAAUUCAGGGGAAGACGAGCAAUCCACACUAGCUGCUGUUGAUGAGAAACAUUUGUCCGAGCUCCGCUUGGUACUGCUAGGUUGGAGGUGGCCAGGCAAAAGCUUAACUGGUAAUACAAUCCUUGGUCAUGAGGAGUUCCGCUUAGAACGUGCUGCUGAAUUCUGUGUAAAACGUGAAGCAAAUGUGUGCGGUCGUCAGGUCAUAGUGGUGGAUACCCCAGGAUGGUUCUCCACCCAAACUACCCCUGCAGUAUAUCAGCAGGAAAUGGUGCGAGGAACCACCAUGUGUCUUCCAGGACCUCAUGCUUUCUUGCUGGUCAUUCCUGUGGGAAUGUUUACAGAGGUUGAUCGUACUUGUAUCGAAGAGAAUCUGGCUCUGCUUGGAGAUCACGUGUGGAGGCACACAUUGGUGGUUUUCACAUGGGCUGAAGUCUUGCGGGACAAACCAAUUGAGAGAUACAUAAGAAGGGAAGGCCCUGACCUCCAGUGGGUGGUGGAUAAAUGUAACAAGAGGUACCAUGUCAUCAAUAACUAUAUUUUUGGGGAACACCCUCAACUUCCUGGUCUUAUCAAGAAAAUUGAGAAUAUGGUGGCUGAGGAAGGUGGACACUACCAACCAGACACUGAGGAAAAAUUGCAGCAAAACCAACAUCAAGCCAAAAACGAAAAUGACUACCAAAACCAAAAUUCUAGCAAAGAUUUGGGUGCAAGACCAAAAAGGAACUGCUCGUUUGGGUCACAUAGGAACAUGGAUGUAGAAACGGCACAGAGCAUCUCCAGUCAGCUUAAUGAGUGACAGACCAAGCAAGAGAAGUUGAAGAACCAAGAACCAAAAGCUUUUGAAUCAUCACAACUAUCAUACCUAACGUACCCUAAAACCUUCGAAUGAUUUCAUCACUUAUAUUUGUGUGUUGUCUCUAUGUGUUUGUAUAUUGUACGGCUUGUAUUUAUAUUCCAUUAAUGCAUUUAUUACUGGAAGUAGGGAUUUUUAUUGAUGUUUAUGAUGUGAAAUGAUGACAAAGGAAAUCAAGCACUUGUUCUUGUGAACUUGUAUUGAAUUGUAUGAUUUCUUGUAUAUACUUAGAUAUAUUUGUAUUUAAUUAUUCUUCCAUAUUAAGCCAUUACAAACUUUAUAGCAUUACAGCUAGACUUUCUCAUUACAUGUCAUAAUUUAGAACAAUGCUUCAUGUCUCUGUCUAGUUGUAUAUUGUAGUGACAUUUGCUCCAGUUAUGUGCUGCAUAGGUAUGGUAUUGAAGUUAAAGGGAUAUUCCGCCAUUUUUGGAAAUAUGCUCAUUUUCCACCUUCCCUCAAGGCAACUUGCAAACGUACCAUAGGCGCAGUGAUAUCGUACGCAGCAUCUGAAAAUAGUCCCCAUAGACAACAAGCAGUAGCAGUACCAGUAGUUUGCAAGUUGCCUUGAUUAUUACGCCAGAUGAGAGUGUAGUUCCAUGUCAAAUCAGCCUAGAAAAACGCCAGGUUUCAUUUUCAGUUGGUCUUAUUGCACUUUCUAACUUGAGAGGAGACACGUUUUAAAUGGGAAAAUUACCAGAAAUCUUAGUCACUUUUAAACAUGAAGCUAGCAGGCGAGAAGCUAAUGGUCUAAUUCGAUUCAAUGAUCUAUGCUAGGCUGAAGCUAAAAGUUGUAUCGCCAGACUCACCGAAUGGCUGGAUGAACGGGAACAAGGUAAAUAUCGAUUGUUUUGCUCGAGGGGAGGUGGAAAAUGAGCGUAUUUCCAAAAAUGGCGGAAUAUCCCUUUAAGGUAUCACUGAGUUAUCUGGAUAUUGAUAUUGCUGUCAAGUCAAGUCAAGUUCAUGAUACUGUAGCGCAUUUCAUACACAGAGGUCAUUCAAUGUAGCCAAGAAAUCUAGACGCCCCUAGCAGCAGCAAAUCUAAUUUGCUGCCCGGGUCAGUCUAGCAACUCUCCGUAGAGCUUGGGAGCUGGGCUUUGGCAAAAUCACCGGACCAAUCACAUUGUGUAUAGAGUCGGUGGGCGAGCUUAAAGGAAUUUUGGACAUAGGACAUAGGACAUUUCCAACUUAGCCGGGGUGAUAUAUGUCGGUGGCGACAGUUUUCAUCUAAUUUAUCCAGUCCUUAUAUUUGCAGCAGUCGCCUUUGCUUAGCUUGUGUUGAGCUAACGUAAUUCAACAGUAACAUCCAGCCUGCCACUAAAAACAGUCUUAACCCACUCCACAGAACACCCAAAACAAAUAAAUGAUAACAUCAGACUAUCGAUGCAGAUAUCUGUGUUGAUAGAAUAAUAUUAGAAAUAAAACUAACCUUGCAUCGCACUGCAAUAGCCUAUACUUUGUUCCCUGUAUAGCAGUAGCGGAUUGAUAUUAUCCAGACUACAGAGGAAGACGGUUUUGUGACACUCACACAAGUUUUUUUACCUGCCGCUCCAACUAAUUCCACUCUGCCAGGCUACAACACACAUAACAUCACCGCCGCUGCAUGUAGCAUAGUCUCCGUCUAAAGUUAGCAGAAGCAGCUAGGCUAACGUUACGAGAGGGGCUUGCUUUAUUAGCAAGAGUAAGCUACCAAAAGUAAUUAUCUGUUCAUUAGUAGCUGUUCUGUUCUGGCAUUUGUUUUCAGUAACUUGUGGUCCUUCAGACUGCGGGGUUUGUCCUCUGGUCUAAAAUGAUCACUAUCCUACAUAUUCACAACUUCAGUACAGUCUCUGCUGGCUCCAAGACGGCUACAAGAAGCCACAUUGGUUCCCUUCUGGUUCUUUUAACUGAAAUUGGUGGAAACUCUGUGGUGUCCAUCUGUAGCGUUUAUUUUCACAAUGUUUGAAUGCACACUGAAUCACCAUCUUUAUAGGUGGCUACUACUAGAAGUCCCGACUGGAGUUCACUUGUUUUACUUUUUGACGCAGUACCACUUAUCUAGAAAGUAAAAUUUCACUGCUGCUGAGAAACUAGUCCCUCAAAAUGUAAUAAAUCAUUGAGAUGUAAGGUUAGUUGUUUUUCUAAAAUUAUUCUAUCAACACAGACAUGUACAUCAAUAGUCUGACGUUUGAAUUUUUUUGUCUUGGGAGUGGAGUUGGUAAGACUGUUAUUGAUGUUACCGUUGAAUUGCGUUAGCUCAGUACCAGCUUAGCAAAGGCAAAUGCUGCAAGUUAAGGACCAUAUAAAAUACGAUGUAAACUGUCUCCACCGACCUAUAUCACCCCGGCUAAGUUGAAAAUGAGGUCCUAUGUCCAAAAUUCCGAACUAUUCCUACUGCUACUGCUUUCUUGAACAGUAUAUAAAAUGUAAAUAAGGAUGUGGUUCAGCCAAGUCUCCCUAAUCGCUAUACAGUCACAUAGUAUAAUUUUUUCUCUCAUUUGGGCCAUUCAUUUAUUAAGACUAUUAGACUAGCCUACAAGGUAUUCCGAGGAAACCAAAGACGAAACAGCUAAUAUAAAACAAGAAAAUGUAAUUCCAUGGAUGAAAUUACCAUUGCAUGUAAAUGCGAAAAGGUUGCUGUGUAAAACAUUGUAUUAGUUAAAAAGACAACAUACUGUAUAAUACAGUAAAGAAUAAAUACAUAACAAUAACCCAA